UUCUCGUGGGUGGGUUUUGGUGUGGUUGAAAGGGUUUCGGGGGUUGUAGGUAGAUUUUUGGGAGUGGUGGUUGGUUUUAUAGGUUGUGGGUGGUUUUCAAUUGUUGUGGUGGGGGUUGUGGAUGGAUUUUCAGGAGUGGUGGUGGUUUUCAAGGGUCGUGGCUAGGGUGAGGGGCGGCGCCGGCGUAGGGGAAGGGGAGUUUGGGCACCGACGGUAGGUUGGAAGGCAAGCUGGGGGCGGGGAGGAUGGCUGACUGGCUGGGCUUGGGGUGGUGGGAUUUUUUUUUUUAGUUUUUUUAAAUAUUUUUUUUAAAUAAUUAAUUAAUUUAAAAUAAGAACCACUUAAAUGCUGUCACAUGUCACAGUUAACGUUAAUAACUAACAGAACUAACAGAAAAUGACAUGUUGUGACAUUUAUGUUAAACUCAGUGAUACAUGGUGAAUUAGAAAGUUUUUGGUGAUAUACGGUGUAUUAAAUUAAAACUCAGCGCUAUAUGGUGAAAAAACUAUAAAAAAAAUACAAGAAAAGUAGUGAAAAAGACGAAAAAUACUACUCGUUCGUACAUCAAUCGAUGGAAUGUGGAGAAGAAGCCACGUUACAUUUGAUCAAAUCUAUAUGCAUGAAAACACGUCACCUUUAAGGAAAGUUCAUUCCACGUGUCAGUGUAAUUAGUAGCAACAAAAAUAAAAAAGCUUUAUUUAAAAUUAUCCUAAACACUAAUCCAUCACGAUCUAGCUCAUCAUAAUCAAUUGAGCUGAUAAUAAAAUACCAAACAAAAGAGUAUGUUAAAUUCAUACGAGUAAUAAUUUACUUGUAUUAAAUUAUGUUUGUUGUUCUUGUAAUCAAAUUAGGAUAAAUGGCUAAAGUUUCAACUUGGAGAAUAAUUGUAAUAGCAAUGGUACUAUGUUUCGUAUUAUAUUAUCUCACUAAUUCUCCAUUACAAGAAAAAUUAGGACAGUUGCAUUGUUUUACUAGUCGAGGAUGCCAUUACUGGAACAAGUUCAACCUGCCGCCUAUUCCGGAACGAUUCUACCUCUUUUGGCCUUCUUCUCAGCAUAUCGAGAGAGACGGUGAUCUAGGGCUCCCUAUUGUUGAAGCCAAUAUAGCAGAUGAAAGGGAAAAGAGCAAGGUAAUAGAAGCAGCUGAGGAGAGUUUAGAGAAAACAAAAAUGAUGAUGGAGGAUUCUGCAAAAACCGCGGCGGAGAUGGUUGGCGAGGCGGUGCACAAGACUGCGGACAUCAUGAAGGAGACCUUCUCUCAUCACCAUCAUCAUCAGGAUGAGCUUUAAUUCAAACCAUAAUUUGAACCAUUUUUUAAAUUUUUUAUUAUGUUAUAGUAAUAUAGUAUGCCUUUUUGAGAAAUAUAUUACAUGGACUAUAGAGUUUGUUUUAUAUUAUAGGAUGCAUGCUUAGAGUGCUAAUCAAAUUAAAUGUACUUGUAUGUGUUCGCUUGCAAGCAACUUGAAGCCUUGAACUUGGU
This is a messenger RNA of Chenopodium quinoa (quinoa), 1479 nucleotides long. RefSeq lists its product as uncharacterized. The record is from RefSeq and is a predicted model, not a curated record. Lineage: Eukaryota; Viridiplantae; Streptophyta; Magnoliopsida; Caryophyllales; Amaranthaceae. The transcript is spliced from 2 exons. Bases 857 to 1288 code for a protein of 143 amino acids.